This is a messenger RNA of Candoia aspera, 891 nucleotides long. RefSeq names its product ornithine decarboxylase antizyme 3 (gene OAZ3). Gene Ontology annotation, biological process: positive regulation of protein catabolic process. Gene Ontology annotation, molecular function: ornithine decarboxylase inhibitor activity. NCBI's taxonomy places the organism in Eukaryota, Metazoa, Chordata, Lepidosauria, Squamata, Candoiidae. Gene Ontology annotation, cellular component: cytoplasm; nucleus. The record is from RefSeq and is a predicted model, not a curated record.
AUGGGACCCUUGACUCAGGGGCCCAGCCCUCAGGAGCCACUUAUCCUGGGGAGGCGCCACCCGAGAGCCAGAGAUCGUCCAGGGACCCCAUUGCCCACUUUGGGGUCACGCCAAGCCCGCUUGGACCCCACUUUGAGCCUCGUCCCCGACUUUGGCUGCGCCUGGAGCUUCGCCCUCAACAGCAGAGGAAACAUGACCCCUUCGAACAGCAAGGCAACGCUUGCCCACCCCGAGACCUUGAGCAUCCGCCCCCGCUACUGCCCGCAGUGUUCCGAGUUCGAGGGCGCCAGCCCAAACCAGCAGAGACACAGCGGCCCUGCAGACAAUUUGAGCCCAGGGGAAAUCUACAAGGCUGCGAACCUAACUGUUUUUGCUAGCAACCGUCAGCGACCGGAUCAGCCAGUGCAGCUUGAUUUUCAUUUUACCCGUGGCAGCCAGGGUGCCACUCACUGGCACGGCCUUCUGAAAGGACGCACUCUUUUCUUGGACACCCCACAUCUUGCCCUGGAUUUCAACAGCCGCGAAAGCUUGACCGCCACGCUGGAAUACGCAGAGGAGAAAACAGAUGUGAAGCAGGUGCUGGUGAACUUCCAUAAGUCUCGGCGCGACCGAGGAGACUUGCUACGAGCGUUCGGCUUCUUGGGUUUUCAACUUGUGCCCCCAGAUCAUCCUGCCCUGCCCCCCUGGGAAGACACCAUUUUCAUGGCUUACCCCCUGGAACGGGAUCUCGGCUGGGAGCAGCAACGCGAAGACGCCUCCAGGGCCCGGAGGCAGGACGGUGGGGCACCGAUGGAGAGCCUCUCCGGAGCAGCUCGACCAGGGCCUUGAUUUCAGCCCCCCCCCCCCAUGGCAUUAAACUGACAUGAAAGCUCAACAGCUUCUGAAUGACUG